This is a messenger RNA of Syzygium oleosum, 1927 nucleotides long. RefSeq lists its product as uncharacterized. Lineage: Eukaryota; Viridiplantae; Streptophyta; Magnoliopsida; Myrtales; Myrtaceae. Gene Ontology annotation, molecular function: S-adenosylmethionine-dependent methyltransferase activity. The transcript has 2 exons. The record is from RefSeq and is a predicted model, not a curated record. Bases 681 to 1562 code for a protein of 293 amino acids.
CCAUUCACUCCUCUCAUUCUCUUUCUCUGAAAUAUGGGUACUGUAGAGAAGUAGCCACUGAAUCCUCGAGUUUUGUUUUGACAGCAAGUUGGUUUUGGUAACACCAAGCUGACGCAGACAAAGCGCGUUCCUGUACCCAAAAGUCUCGCACCCAUUAUACGAUAUCACCGUCGUCAUUCAUCCGCCUUCCCUUUCUAGCACCUCUGUCUCUCACUUUCACUCCUCUCUCCUCCUACUCCUCCUUCCAUGUUUGAAUCACCGAGCUCUGAUCCUAAAGACCAGGGAGCUUCCCGUACUUGAUUUUUCUCUGAGUAUUGGGAUCCCCCCCCCACCAAACAGAUCCCCUGCAAUUUCUGGGUCUGCUUUGAAUUCACUCUGAGAGCGAACAGGUUUUAAGGUUGGGGGUACACUCCCACCCCUGCUCCUGCUACUUCACUCCUAAAACGACAAAGCACCACAGUUCAGAAAGGGAGCAUCUCGCUCCACCACUUUGCAUUCUCUUCUCUCUUCGCAGCCUCGAUCCCCGGUUCCAACACAGCGACCCCCACAUUUAUUUUUGCCCUUCGUAAUUCAAAUUUGAAAGGGAGCUCUUCAAUUUCUUCCCGACCUCGAAUCCAUAAAGGAGCAAUUUUUAAUCCUCUAUCGACAUAAAGUUGCCAUUUUUGAGACUGGGUUCGAACAUGGGUAAGCGAUCGUCGUCGUCGGCGAGCAAAGACUGGGCUCAGAUCUAUGCCGUGUACGGCGUCGACCAGUGGCAGACCCUGCUCUUCCUCUUGUUCCACGCCGUCCUCUUCUCCCUCCUCUCCCUCCUCUUCCUCCUCUACUUCGACCCGAUUUGCGGCUACCUGGAGUCCUCCCUCUCCUCGCCCGGCGGGGCCCGGUACGCCGCCGGGUUCGCCGGGGCGGUGACGGCGAUCUCCGCCGUCUGCCUCUUCUUCGCCGCCGGGAACUUCCUCUACUCGGCGGUGCCGCUGCACCAGGAGAUGGCGCAGCGGAUGGUCAACGCCGUGAGCGACUGGUCGGCGGUGAGGAACGCGCUGGACCUCGGGUGCGGGCGGGGGCUGCUCCUGAACGCGGUGGCCACCCAGCUGAAGAAGACGGGCAGUUCAGGCCGGGUCGUCGGGCUGGCGCCGGGCAAGGGCGCCGCGCUUGCCACUCUCCGGACGGCGAAGAUGGAAGGUGUGCAGGAGUACGUCACGUGCCGGGAGGGCGACGUGCGGAGCCUGCCGUUCCCGGACAACUACUUCGACGUGGUGACGUCGGCCGUGUUCGUGCACACGGUGGGGAAGGAGCACGGCCACCGCACGGUGGAGGCGGCGGCGGAGCGGAUGCGGGUGGUGGGCGAGCUCGUCCGGGUACUGAAGCCCGGCGGGGUCGGGGUCGUGUGGGACCUGCUGCACGUGCCGGAGUACGUGCGGAAGCUGCAGGAGCUGAGGAUGGAGGACAUCCGGGUGUCGGAGCGGGUGACCGCCUUCAUGGUCGGCAGCCACGUCGUGUCGUUCCGGAAGCCCAACCAGGCCGUGGCGGGGCCGGGCGAGGUCCGGCUGGACUGGAGAUGCUGACCCGGAAUACGGGAGAGCUAGGAAUCCAAUCCCCAAAUACUUCAGAACAGUAGGAAUGUCAAGUUAACCCAAAAAAGAAAUUACAAAAAAAAUGGAAAAUUGAAUAAGCAGCAAAAAGACAAUAAUAAAUGAAGCUGGGGAAAAAUUAUAUAUUGGUUUAGACACCAAGCAAGUAGUCUUUUCUUCCUUUUUUUACUUCCUUUGUUUUUUGGUUGACUUGAGGUCUGGGGAGACAAAGCCAAACCAGAUGAAUAGUAGGGAACUGCAGAAGGAGAUUAGGCAGGGGCACAUGUUUCUUCUGUAUUGACAUUUGUUAAUGCCUAUAUAACAUUAAUGUCACUGUUCUUGGUUCUUCUUGUCCUCCA